AACUGGGGAACUGGUAUUAUGUCAACGUUGACACGUAAGCCAUACAAUACUAUUUAAUUUGUGUGCUUUCCACUUUUCUUCCAGUUAAUUAUUGUCUUACCUUGUCAAUAUCACACAGAAUGUAUUGUUUGUUUGGGACACCAAACUAAUACUUUUAGUACAAUCCUGUCCCAUCACGUAAUGAUGGAAAAAUUGAGCUCGAAGAAGUUGUUUGAUACCGGGGGUGAUGGAGGUUAUGAUGCAGUUGUCGUUGGAUCUGGUUAUGGAGGUUCUGUUGCAGCUUGUCGGAUGUCAAUGGCCGGUUUUAAGGUGUGUUUGUUGGAGAAAGGGCGUAGGUGGGAAUCUUCCGAUUUCCCGACCGACAGUUUUAAGAUCUUGUCUACUGUCAGGAUGGAAAAUAGGAACUUGGGAGUAGAUUUUGGCCCAAAAGAUGCUCUCUUUCAGGUACAUGUACAAGGUGAUGCUCUUGCAGCAACAGCCUGCGGUUUAGGUGGCGGCUCACUUGUGAAUGCAGGAGUGAUGAUAUCUACCCCUGCACGUGCACGACGGGAUCCCAGAUGGCCGAAGAGUUGGGAAACGGAUUGGGACAGAUACGAGGCUUCUGCUUCCGAGAUGCUCAGGGUACGGAGCAUGCCAGUGAAGUUUCACAUGUCCAAGAUCAUGGAAGGAGUUAUGGGCGAAGAGUAUGGUGAGGAUGUCGACAACCCUAUAAAAUUGAGCAUGAAUCUUGAAAUAGAAGAGGCUUCUGGUUCGAGGAGGCCUCAAGAAAUCGGAAACUGCCUGGCAUGUGGGAACUGUCUUUCUGGCUGCCCUUACAAUGCUAAGAACUCUACAGAUAAAACUUAUGUGGUCUCUGCUGUUCAAGCGGGAUGUACCAUUAGAACACAAUGUGAGGUCCAAUACGUGGUAAGGAACGAAGAUGAUACGCAGAGGAGCAGCCGAAGAAGAUGGCUUGUAUUCAUAAACGAAUUUGACUGUAUAGCAACUGAUGCAGUCAUACUCUCAGCUGGAGUCUUUGGUACAGCAAAAAUACUUUUCCAAUCCCAAUUAAGAGGAUUAGCAGUAUCUGAUAAGCUAGGAUCAAGAUUAAGUUGCAACGGCAAUAAUGUAGCCUAUCUUGCUGGAAGCUCGGCCCCUUUAAACUCGAAAGGACUGCAUAAGACGCAAAUCUCCAACAUACCUUUUCAAGAAAGACCAGGGCCAUCAAUUUCUUCAUCAUACACUUCCUCAUUGGGCUUCACCAUUCAGAGUGCAGUUGUUCCAACAGCCUAUCCGAGCUUCCUCUUUAAAGGAAUAGUGACGUAUGGAUGGGAAACUGGCUACUUGUUCUUGUAUGGAAUGAUAGACAGGCUUAAAUAUGUUCUAGGCUUGAAAUGUGGCCAUGAGAUGGUUCUAAAUGCAAUUGGACAUGAUGACAGCAGUGGGAAACUUACAUUUGAGAAGGACACGAACCGGAUUUUGUUCCAGCCUCCGCACGAUCAUUUGCUGCCACGAAAGAUUGAAGCUUUUAAGAAACUUGCUAGGAAGCUGGGAGGGGUUCUCUUCAUGUCCCGGUACAGGAGCACUUCAGUUCAUCUAUUAGGGGGUUGUGUUGCCUCACUAGACGUGGCGUCUGGCGUCUGUAAUCCUCAAGGCCAAGUUUUUGACACCGCGUCUGCAACUGGGGUCCACUCUGGGCUCUACAUCUGUGAUGCCUCCAUCAUACCUUGCUCUGUUGGAAUCAACCCUUGCCUCACUAUUGCUGCAGCUGCUGAGCAUGUGAGUAGACAUAUUGUCCGAGAUUGUAUCAAGUAUGUCGGAGAUUCUGAUGAGAGACGAGGCUUGAUACAUGAGGCCAAAAUGAAGGCAAGCUGCGUCUCAGAAGUCAUGACUAGAGAGACCAUGAGAGGGCAAGUUGGUGGUAUGCCCUUUGCAGCUUACCUGAAACUGAGAUUCGAAAUGAGUGAUGCUGCUGGAAAAUCUCAUCGCCUUUUACAGGGUAAAGUGGGUGGAUACAUAGAAUGCAGGGCUCUAGAAAUUGACAAACUGUAUGUUAUACAAGGAGAAGUUGAUCUGUGCAAAACAAAUGUUAAAACUCCUUACACACAGUAUAUGCAUUAUCAUCUCCUUCUUGCAGCUUCUUCUGGUUCAAGAUAUGUCCUUGAAGGGAGAAAGAUAAUGAAUCCUUAUCUUCUAGCUCUGUAUACGUGGAGAGAGUCCACGACUUUGAAUGUCACGUUGAGAAAGAUCGCUUCUGACAGCAUGCUGGGACAACAUGACAUGAAUCUCAAAGGAAAGCUGCAUAUCUCCCCAAUAGAGCUUCUGAAAAGCGUGUAUGCACUUGAAGGUGGAAACAGGAUUAAGUUCGUAUGCCUUCUGAUGCAGUCGCUUCUUAGAACCUAUAUCUUGCAACUGCCACGAGGAGUUCUCUCCGAUUUCACCCCAAAAGAGCUUGCUCGGGAGCCUUAUCCAGAAAGCACGAUCCAUGAGAUCAAAACUGAGGACAACUUCACAGUAUCUUGCCAGCACUGGAAAUGCAGCAACAUCACGCGACAGAUUGAACAUGAGAAGAAAUCUUAUCCUGCUCUUCUGAUCAAUGGCUAUGCAACUGAGAGCUAUUGCUUACCAACUGAGAAAAACGACCUCGUUAGAACUUUGCUCAAGGAUGGGCAUGAUGUGUGGCUGCUGCAUGCAAGACUGCACUGGUCCAAUUCUUCCAACCAUUUUUCAGUUGAAGAUAUUGGCAGACUAGACAUUCUAGGAGCAAUCAGAAAAAUCAUUGAGUUCUAUGGCCCCCAUGUAAAAGUACACGUAGUUGCACACUGCGUGGGGGGCCUAGCCGUUCACAUCUCGCUUAUGGGGGGACACGUGUCAGCUAAAAACAUCGCAUCUUUGUCGUGCACCAACUCCUCCAUGUUCUUCAAGCUCACCACUUCUUCAUCUGUCAAAAUGUGGCUUCCCCUUCUUCCAAUAUCAAUGGCGGUUCUCGGUGAGAACACAAUACUGCCCAUGCUUCAAGGAUCAGCCACGAGCUACAGACACCGACUUCUUAAAAGAAUAGCACGCUUGAUGCCUCGUUGUGAGAGAUGCACCUGCCACGAAUGUGAGGUUUUCUCCGGCAUAUUUGGCAACGCGUUCUGGCACGAGAACAUAAGCCAGGAAAUGCAUCAGUGGAUGAACAAGGAGAACUUGCCAAGGCUCCCAAUGGCAGCAUUCCCUCACCUCAGGAAGAUCUGCAACGCGGGUUUCAUAGUGGACAGUAGAGGAAACAACUCGUAUCUCAUCCACCCCGAGAGAAUGGCGCUGCCAACGCUCUACAUUUCAGGGGGACGGACCCUCCUGGCGACGCCUGAGACCUCUUUUCUUGGUAACAAGUACAUGAAGCUGCACCAGCCUGGCUAUAGGCAUGAGAGGGUGGUGGUAGAUGGUUUUGGCCACUCUGAUCUUUUGAUUGGAGAGGAAUCAUGUGAGAAGGUCUUCCCUCACAUUCAAAGGCAUAUCGAGUUGGCUGAAGAGGAGAUGGGUUUGCCCAUAACCAUCUCAAUGGACUACAGUAGCAUGAAAGAUGCCUUAGCAUGGAGUGUUGAUCUACAUGAGGAUGGGGGUGGUGGAUGUGGAUCUUGGAUUUCUCCUUUCAUCAUCAUUCUAUUACUUGUGCUUCUCUUCAGAUUAGUCAUCUUCAUGGUUUCAUUGUUUGUAGCUUAAGUAGUCUAGUUUGCUGGAGUGAUUCAUUGUGAUAGCUCCUUAUUUGUAAAUUUUGUUCAUGAGUGAUGAAAUCAUUCUGAAAGAAAAUGAUGAAUAAACUUAAUAAUAAUUUUUUUCUCAA
This is a messenger RNA of Salvia miltiorrhiza (redroot sage), 3805 nucleotides long. RefSeq lists its product as uncharacterized. The record is from RefSeq and is a predicted model, not a curated record. Gene Ontology annotation, molecular function: flavin adenine dinucleotide binding; oxidoreductase activity, acting on CH-OH group of donors. Lineage: Eukaryota; Viridiplantae; Streptophyta; Magnoliopsida; Lamiales; Lamiaceae. The coding region runs from base 181 to 3684 and encodes 1167 amino acids. The transcript is spliced from 9 exons.